Molecule: messenger RNA, 663 nt
Organism: Leishmania braziliensis MHOM/BR/75/M2904
Lineage: Eukaryota; Euglenozoa; Kinetoplastea; Trypanosomatida; Trypanosomatidae
Exons: 1
Coding region: 1-663 (220 amino acids)
Cellular component (GO): mitochondrion; cytosol
Molecular function (GO): peptidyl-tRNA hydrolase activity
Source: RefSeq, a predicted model, not a curated record
AUGGACUACGAGGCCGCGGCGACGCGCCUUUCCUCGCCCACUGUGUUCACCAUCCUCCGCGCGGCCUUCUCCGGCGCUAGCGACGACGAGGCCGGUACUUUAGCAGCAGCGGUGCGAGCCCCCUUCUGGGGCGGUUUUUGGGUCGCCUUUGCGCUCGCUUUUGCGUCACUUUUGCUGAUGAAGGGCUUCAUGAUGUCGCUGUUCCGCUGGCCGGCGGAGAAGUGCCGGCAGAUGUGCAGCCUCGCCGCUACGGGUGAGUCGGUGAAGAUGGCGCUCGUCGUGCGAAAGGAUCUCAAGAUGAGAAACGGCAAGAUUGCCGCACAGUGUGCGCACGCCGCGGUGGGGGUGAUUGAGGAAAUCCUGGCCUUCAAGUCAGCAGGGGCGACUAGCCCGCAGCCUGCCCUCAACCCUGUGUCCACUGCGUGGGUUCAGUGGUAUGACGCAUGGCACGCCAGCGGCUCUUCCAAGGUUGCUCUGCAGUGCUCUGAUGAAGCUGCCAUGAUGGCGCUGGCGAAGCACGCGCGGCAGGUGAACUUGCCUCACUACGUCGUCCGCGACGCCGGCCGCACACAGGUGGCGGCCGGUAGCAAGACUGUCGUGGCCGUCGGACCGGGACCCAGGAGUUUGGUAGACGAGGUGACGAAGCAGCUGAAGCUGCUGUGA